Melanaphis sacchari is the source of this 1921-nucleotide messenger RNA. RefSeq names its product GPI mannosyltransferase 4 (gene PIG-Z). Gene Ontology annotation, molecular function: alpha-1,2-mannosyltransferase activity. Gene Ontology annotation, cellular component: endoplasmic reticulum membrane. The transcript has 6 exons. Lineage: Eukaryota; Metazoa; Arthropoda; Insecta; Hemiptera; Aphididae. The record is from RefSeq and is a predicted model, not a curated record. Bases 84 to 1877 code for a protein of 597 amino acids. Gene Ontology annotation, biological process: GPI anchor biosynthetic process.
UUCAUAGUUCAUAUCGUGAUCAACAAACAAGCUCUCUCCAACUUAAAAACUAAGUUGAAUUUUUAUAUUUUUAAUAUAAUAUUAUGUCACCAGAUUAUGGUUGCUUGGUGGCAUUUAGAAUAUUAUCUACUAUUUUCGUACAAAAUGGCUAUAUUCAUCCUGAUGAAUUUUUUCAAACGACUGAAAUCAUCACUGGUGAUGUCUUUGGAGUUAUACACGGCCGCCCUUGGGAAUUUAAUAAAGACACACCAGUUAGAAGUAUAGGUUUAUUAUAUGGAAUUUUUGGCAUGCCAUUAUAUAUUGCCAAAUGGAUUUUUAAAUUAUUUAAAAUUCAGUGGAAUCCUUUUCUAUUGAUGUUUGUUUUCCGAUUAGUUACUUGUGCAGUGUCAUUUGUAACUGAUUAUUCAUUAUAUAAGAUAUGUAAAUUACUCAAACUUAAGUCUAAUAGGUAUUUGUUACUUCUUUCAAGUUCUUAUGUUAUAAUUGUAUUUGGUACAAAAACAUUUACCAACUCUUUAGAAUUGGCUUUAGCAUCGCUUUUGCUGUGGAAAGUUGCUGACAGUAUGACUGUUUCAGAUAAAGUUUUAGUUGCUGAAAAUGAAAUACGAAAUAUGUAUGCCUUUCGUACAUCAAUAACAGAUAAAGUGUUGAUGAGCCGUAAGCUGCGUCUAUUACCUAGUCAUCAUUUUUCUCAUUGUUUGGAAAUUGGUACCAUUUUAGCCGUUGGUACCUUCAAUAGACCAACUUUUUUACUAUUUGCUGUUACCCCUAUAUUCUAUUGGGUUUCCAGAGGAUUUUCUAAAAACAAUGAUCGUUUUAUAAAAAUAUUCAAUUUACGUUUUAUAAUAUUAUUUCUAUGUACUCUACCUGGAGUUGUUAUGUUUAUUCUCAUUGAUUCAUUUUACUUUGAACAUAUAACAGAAAACAAAGUCAAUUUAGUCAUAACACCUUUAAAUUUUAUCAAGUAUAAUAUACAACCUUCAAAUUUGGCUGAACAUGGUAUCCACUUUCGAAUGACUCAUGCCAUCAUAAACAUGCCAUUGCUUUUCAAUAUCUUAACUCUACUCUUUCUAGGACGUUUACAAUUCAGUUCUUUGAUAAAAAUUAUUUUAAAUCAUCAUUACCAUUUAUUACCAAAUAUUUAUGAAGUUAAAACUUUAAUGAUGGCUAAUGUGAUCAUUCCAUUGUUCCUGUUAUCAAUUUUUCCACACCAAGAGCCCAGAUUUUUGUUACCUCUUUUAUUACCAAUUGUAUUUUCUACUUCCAAUUAUUUUUCUACUUCCAAGUAUUUUUCUAGUCAUUACAUGAAGAAUUUUAAACAUAUACUUCCAAUUUGGUGUUUUUCUAAUAUUAUUGGAUUUAUAUUUUAUGGUUACCUGCACCAGGCUGGUAUUAUUCCAAUGAUCUCAUAUUUAUUUCAAGAUAUUAAACAUGCAACUAAUACCUAUUUAAUUCAUAGUCAUACAUAUUCUAUUCCUGUUGGCUUAUUAAUGGUUCCUCAAUCAAACGAAAGUUUUCUUUACACGAAUCAACGUCACAUCAAAGUAUAUGAUCUUGGUUCUUCAUUGGAUCCCAAUGCAUUGUAUGACACUGUGAUGAAUAUUAUUAAAAAUAUUCCUUAUAAAGAAGAACUUACAGUCUAUUUUUCACUAUCUGGUUCUUUAACCAAGCAAUUUGAAUCAGUUGGUAAUGCAUCUAGUCUUGCAUACACAAAAAAAAUGUUUUUUCCUCAUUUGUCAAUAGAAUCAUUACAAUUUUAUUUCACAUCCAUGAUAGAUUUAUUGUACCAUGACAACAAUAUGCCUUAUAUUAGUUUGACAGAACUUCGUGAUAUAUUUUCACUUGUACUUUAUAAAAUUACUAUAAAGACUGAAUAAUAAUACAACAUUGCAUAUUUUAUUAUUUAUACAAUUAUAUUACU